UGUCAGUGUCCUUCUCUAUGCAAAGUGAACUUCCUCACAGUCUGGUAUAAAGACUUGAUAUCAUGCUGUCAGUUGCAGCAGAAGAAGAGAAGCUCCCAUCAGAUCACCUUCAAUACCAACCAUGUUCUCUGUAGCUCUGCUGCUGCUGCUGGCUGCUGGAUCCUGUGUAAAGUGUGAACAGUUGACACAGCCAGCCUCUGUGACUGUGCAGCCAGGUCAACGUCUGACCAUCACCUGUCAGGUCUCUUAUUCUCUGGGCAGCUAUUGCACAGCUUGGAUCAGACAGCCUGCAGGGAAAGGACUGGAGUGGAUUGGAAGGGCAGCUGUUGGUUACACAACAUAUUACAAAGAUUCACUGAAGAACAAGUUCAGCAUCACCUUAGACUCUUCCAGUAACACAGUGACUCUAAACGGACAGAAUGUGCAGCCUGAAGACUCUGCUGUGUAUUACUGUGCCAGAGAGACACAAUAACACAAACCAUACUACGGCUUUGACUACUGGGGAAAAGGCACAAUGGUCACCGUCACCUCAGGCACUCCAAUCAAACCAACUGUGUUUCCUCUGAUGCAAUGUGGUUCGGGGAGUGGAGACACGGUCACUCUUGGCUGUCUUGCCACCGGUUUCACACCCUCCUCACUGACCUAUUCAUGGACCAAAGGUGGGACUCCAUUGACGGACUUCAUUCAGUACCCUGCAGUACAGAAAAACAACGUUUAUACGGGGGUCAGUCAAAUCCAAGUGAGCAGACAGGACUUGGACGCAAGGCAGACUUUCCAAUGUGCCGUGACACAUGCAGCGGGAAACGCACAGACUGGUAUCGUAUCGACGAUAAUAGGAGCUGCAGCCCUGCACACACAUCAGGACACUUUUAAAGUAGAGCUGAGGGGUGUAGGCAUACUACCAAGCGAGAAGUCAACUAUGGAUACUCGGUUGCGAGAAUUUUUCAUCGAGCGCAAACUUGAAGAAGAUGUGAUCCAGAAACUUGAAGAUGGGAAUAUUGAUGAAACUGUCAUUCCGUUAAUGACAGACAGUGACGAGGCAUCUCUCUAUUGACAAAGACGAAACAGUGGCAAAUAUCAAACUUAUGGCUGAAAAUCUUUUUUUCCCCAAAGGCCUUUCAAAAAAAAACAAAAGUCUUUCACACUGUUCAACUCAUAUUGAGAGCUCACAGAUACAUGUUGAUGUGUCCAAUACAGUAGACGAGUUGUAUAAUCUAAGCAAGGUCAAAAUUCUGCGACUUUAUCUGUGCACCAAAAAGAAAACAGGACAGCAGCCCUCAGGAGUGGAUUGUGAUCACGCAAUAAGCCAGCCCUCAGUGGUAGAUCUCACUAACAAUGAACAGAAUCAGGCCGGUGAGGAUCUGUUGGUGGAAAACAGAAAUUCAGAAUCACCAAACCACUGUGGAAUUAAUGAUGGAGCUUCCAGAAGUGGAUAUUUGGAACUGAGUGACACAUUACCAUGGGAUGGUCUGCUAACUGUGGGCGUAAGCGAAGAUUCUGAUGUAGUUUUUAUUAUAAGUGGGGAUGACAGGCUGGAUGUAAGUGUGGAUAAACCAAACCUUGAAACACUCUUUCCAGAAAAAGAGGAUGAUGCAACUCAUCAAACAGUGGAUCUGUCACCGGUGCUUGCAGGGGAGGCCAAUGUUCCAGACCAAACACUUCCUGAACCACAAUCUUGUCCUGUAACGCCGAUUGUAAGAAGAGGUCACUGUCUCACUGACUUGAUCAGUGCCUUCAAGGACCCAAACAUUAUUGCAUCUGAGGUCAACAUCAAAAUGCGUUUACCAAAUGGAGAGCUUGAACAGGGGGAAGGAAGUGGUGUUUUGCUAGACUGCCUGACAGAAUUUUGGAUGGAUUUCUAUGACAGCUGCACACUGGGAGUUGAAGUGAAAGUCCCUUCAUCACUUUCAGUGUGAAGAAUGGCAGGCUGUAGCUAGAGUGUUUGUAGUAAGGUGGAAACAAGCUGGUUACUUCCCAGUGAAGCUUGCAAUACCAUUUCUGGAAGAGGUGCUGUAUGGCUCGACAACCAGUAGUUUCAAGGAUUCCUUUUUGCUGUAUGUAUCACAAGAAGAAAGAUCUGUCCUCCUGAAGGCUUUGGAGGACUUCAAUUCAGUGGACACAGAUGAAUUGCUGGAUGUACUCGAUGCACAUGAAUGCAAGCAAGUCCCUACCAAGGUCCCCUGUUUUGGCACAGAUUGGACACAAAGUAAUAGUUCAGGCAAUGUUUGUAAUUAAGUGCUGGCGUCCUGUUGUGUGUUCUGUAGCUGGUUUACUACCACCAGAAGGACUGCAUCAUUUCAUUGCACAAAAAAAACCAACUGCAAAAACAGUGAAGGAGCUUCUAAACUUUCCAGAGGAGAUGACAGCAGCCCAGUCAACAGUUUCUCGUUACCUGAAAAGGUACAUUGGGGAAAUUGAUUUCAACAAUCUUCAGCUUUUCCUGCGGUUCUGUACAGGAUCUGAUCUCUUGGAUAAGGCCAUACUAAUUGAGUUCAUAGAAACCACAGAUUCUCUCCACAGACCACAAUCAUACACAUGUGGAUGUGUACUAAAGUUACCCAUUGGUUACUACAGCUAUCCAGAUUUUCGCAGCGAAUUUAACAGCAUUCUCACAGGCUCAAUGUGGGUAAUGGAUGUGGUGUAGGUAACAAUACAAACAAUAACAUGAAGGAUGUGACAGCUCCUUGCUAGACUGGAUGGUUUUGUUAUCUUAACUAUGUAGCCCGUUGUGCCUUUUGUAUGUGCAGCAUUUUAUUUCAUCUGCUUUUAAAGUGGUUGCUUUGUUCUUUCCCAAUCAAAUGGUAAGCUUAAAGGGAUAGUUUUGGUACGUGUGCUUAGUCAGUGUAUUACCUGUAGUAGACAGCACUCAGCACUCUCCGAGUUUGCAGAAGCAGAGGGGAGUGCUGGGACAGAAGCAGAGCAAUACAUUGCUGGGUACGGGGACAGCAACACAGCAACAAACAUAUUUUAGUCACCUAAAAGAAGUCCCACCUCAAAAGAAUACACCAGGUUACCUGUACACUAUAUUAGGAAUAUUUUCAGUGCUUCACCUGGUGGGAAGACUGACGUUUCCUUUGACACUAACCAUAGAACUCCCAUAUGCCUACGCCUAAAGUGCAUCUGUGCUUGCUGCACACUGUAUUACUCCGGUUAGUGCCAAAAGAAACGACUACUUUAUGAGCAGGCGAAGAGCUGAAUAUAUUCCAAAUACAGCGUACAGUUACAGUUCUACAAACUGGGAGAGUGCUGAGCGCUGUCUACUGCAGGUACACUGACUAGGCAUAAGUACAGCUCCACUUCAAAUACCAAAAUCCAAUUGAUUAAGCAUGUUUUAUAUUAUUACAGUUGUUUGUAGCAGCCCCAGUAGAAACAAGAAUGUGAGUCUUGGCUGAUGUUUCAAAGGUGUUUAAAAAUAAAUUAGUCCUUUACAGAAGUUGUUUACACUUUAAAGAAGUUUGAAUAACUUUAUUUUGUAACUUUCAGUAUGAUGCUGGCUAACAGGAGGUUUGAAAACUGUUCUUAUCCUGUUAUUAUGUACAAAAUACAACCUGUUCUGUUUUUGACUAUGGUGUAUUUUGAAAAAGACCAGUAAACCAUUCAAGUUUGUACAAAA
This is a messenger RNA of Dicentrarchus labrax (European seabass), 3613 nucleotides long. Its product is annotated as Ig heavy chain Mem5-like. NCBI's taxonomy places the organism in Eukaryota, Metazoa, Chordata, Actinopteri, Moronidae. Gene Ontology annotation, molecular function: antigen binding; immunoglobulin receptor binding. The record is from RefSeq and is a predicted model, not a curated record. The transcript has 7 exons. Gene Ontology annotation, cellular component: blood microparticle; external side of plasma membrane; immunoglobulin complex, circulating. Gene Ontology annotation, biological process: B cell receptor signaling pathway; positive regulation of B cell activation; complement activation, classical pathway.